Molecule: messenger RNA, 471 nt
Organism: Talaromyces marneffei
Lineage: Eukaryota; Fungi; Ascomycota; Eurotiomycetes; Eurotiales; Trichocomaceae
Exons: 1
Coding region: 1-471 (156 amino acids)
Source: RefSeq, a predicted model, not a curated record
AUGCCCGCCUCACAACAAGAAGCCCCUAGACCACCACCAAGACAUGAACGGGCUACGCCACCGUCAGCACUCGUGCAAGGCCGGCCCGAGAGAGUCUAUAUUCUGAUUGAUAGAUGUGAGGAAUUGGUCAGAGAUCUAUACAACACUGGAUUUCAUGCCUGGGACACGUUCUUCACCAAAUAUGGAAUGUGGUACCAGCGCGUGCACUUCCAUAUCCAUGAUAGGCGUCAGGAUAUUCCCCAGGAUGUGAAGACUGUCUUGAUAAAGAGGCUACAAAUACUGGAAGCGGAACUCAAAGUCGCCUACUCGCUCGUUACCUCCAUUCAUUCGCUACCGAAAGUUAUGAUGAAGGACAUGCAAAAUAUUGAGGCAACGUUUUGGCCUCCGCAUCGUAUUGAUAUGCCAGGUGACCCACUAGCUGAGUUCAUCGUCGACGAUGAAGUCUUGGAGAUGCUCCUCAGGUUGCCAUGA